AUGGGGGGCCAGAAUGCCGAUAUAUCAACGGAGACGAGUGUCAAUGCAGUGCUGCAUAUUCUCGAUACCAAAGGCAAGGAAGAUACGGGCAAGUUCUUCAAUAUUCAUGUCCCGGGCUGGGAGAAUGCUCCGGGUCUUAAUCAGUAUGAUGGCGAGGAGAUUCCAUGGUAG
Messenger RNA from Aspergillus melleus, 171 nucleotides. RefSeq lists its product as uncharacterized. The transcript has a single exon. NCBI's taxonomy places the organism in Eukaryota, Fungi, Ascomycota, Eurotiomycetes, Eurotiales, Aspergillaceae. Bases 1 to 171 code for a protein of 56 amino acids. The record is from RefSeq and is a predicted model, not a curated record.